Molecule: messenger RNA, 765 nt
Organism: Coniosporium apollinis CBS 100218
Lineage: Eukaryota; Fungi; Ascomycota; Dothideomycetes
Exons: 1
Coding region: 1-765 (254 amino acids)
Source: RefSeq, a predicted model, not a curated record
AUGUCUUCAAACGCCCAGUCCUUCCUCCAGCGCACAUCUCGCUACGCAUCCAAUGCGCCGACCGUCUACAAAGCGCUGCUUACUCUCCAGAUCCUCAUCUACGUCAGCGCAUCCACCACCGUCUACGGCUCCACAUUUGUCCACCAUGAGGCAAUCGAUCCCCGGCUGCUUAUCCCGCACGUCGUCCUCUCCACGCUGCUCACGGCUAUCUUCUGCGCGGCAUGGCUGCUAGAAUGUCUCUGGGGCGUCGUGAAGGCGGAGCGCGACGCUGUGAAGGAUGUAGAGGGGGUUGCUGGAUCCUCUGCGUGCCACUGCGGCGGUAGCAGCGGCGGCAGCAAUUCCCUCCGAAUGGUUAGCAUUAUCGAAGAACCACGCACAUCCCCUCCACCUUCCAAUCCCUCAACCCAGCAGCAGCGCGCCCACACGCCCACUUCCACCCACCGCUCCCUCUCCUUCUCCACCGUCAACCAGCAUGCCGAAACCAUCCGCGAGCCCGUCCCCACCCCCAACCCCAACUACAACGCCACAGUAGAAGACGCAGAAGAAGAAAUUGAACCUCCCUUUCGUCGCGGUACUCCUCGUCCUCCGCUCUCACCACAAGCGCCCUCACCAUCACUGAAGCGGCGGUCCUGGAAGAACCCCGUACAGCAGCAGCCAAACCCACCAUCCAUACCAGGAGAGGACCCGCACGAGAAUUGGCAGAAGCGAACGUCGAGGUUGCCGGAGGGAAUGAGGGCAGGGUAUGCGGAUAGGGAGGUGUUUUAG